GUUCGCGAACGACAUCGUUGUUAUUAAUUAUUCAUAGCCAUGUCACUGAGCUUGUCAAAUAAAAAAACAAUAAAAAUGUUUAGUGGUAAUUAGUCUUUUCCCUGAAAAUUGGUGAUAAAGUGAUAAAAUUGGAUUUAUUGUACUAAAUUCUGUUGUUUUUAAACAAAAUUUUUGCCUUCAAAAUAAUUGUUCUUGACAGUGACCAACUGUUCCUAUACUUAAUACAAAAUGUUUAGACAAGCUUGUAAGUAUGCAACAGCUCAAACUAAAAUAUUGAGUGAACCUCUGAAAUCUCACACUGAACUGAUGCCAGCAUGGCAAUUUCAAAGUUUUGGGGGAUUGGAUCAGUUGAAAUUAAAUAAUGUUGUUGUUCCUCAACUAAAGAAACCAAAUGAUGUUCUCGUGAAGAUACAUGCAACUUCAGUCAAUCCUUUAGAUGUUGCUAUGAUAGGAGGAUAUGGAAAUGUUGUUCUUGAUACUCUUAGAAAAUGUGAUUUUAAUAUGGAAUUGAAAAAUUUACCUUUAAUAACUGGAAGGGACUUCUGUGGCGAAGUUGUUUUAAAAUCAUCUAAUGUUAGAAAUGAUAUAAAGGUUGGAGAUUUUGUGUAUGGAGCUGUUCCUCCUCAUUAUCAAGGAUCACAUGCAAGCUAUCUUGUUAUAGAUGAUCAUAUGAUGAUUCAGAAACCAUCAAGUUUAAACGAAACAGAAGCUGCAUCAAUUCCUUAUACUGCUUUGACCGCUUGGUCUGCUUUGAAAAUUAGUGGUGAUUUAGCAAUAUCUGAUCCUAAGACAAAAAAAGUUCUAGUUAUUGGAGCCUCUGGAGGUGUUGGAACUGCUGCAGUUCAACUCUUGAAGGCUUGGGGCUGCCAGGUGGUAGCGACUUGUGGCACUAAUGCAGUUCCACUUGUUAGAAGUAUGUCACCAGAUAUUAUUAUUGAUUAUCAGCAGAAAGAGGCCAUGAGAGAAAUAGAAUUGAGUGGCAAAUAUGAUAUUAUACUUGAUGCUUCAGGAGCUGUGAAUUAUGUAUCUUAUGUGCCAUUUUUAAAGGAAUGGUCUAAUUCGAAAUUCAUUACAUUGAAAUCGCCAUUUCUUUCAAACACAGAUAGUUUUGGUCUUCUAGGAGGACUAAUUAAAAAUGCAUCAGAUCUACUGACGUACAACUUAUCAUCAAAUGUUCUUGCGAAAGGCUGUACUGUGAGAUGGGGUUUUUUCGCACCAUUGGGAAUGGGGAUGACAGAAAUUGGCCAACUCGUAAAAACUGAACAAAUAAAACCAAAAAUUGAUUCUACCUUCCUAUUUGAAGACAUACCGAAAGCAUUUAAGAAAGUCAGUGAUGGACACCUUAGAGGAAAAGUUGUGGUUUCUCAUACAAAAGACUGAUAAAUUAUUUAUUAUAUUUUAAUGCUUUAUUAUAUGUUUCAUUUUUGUUGUAUUUUUUUUUUGUCAAUGUGUGUUUAGCCUAAGUUGAUUUUUGCAAAUUAUUAAAUACUAAAGUCUUAACUUUUUUUUUUAAUUUAACAUGUAUACCAAUCCUAAUCUGGUCUGUCGUUUUUUUUUUUUCUAGAGACAUUAAACUUGUUUUAAAAAUA
This is a messenger RNA of Nezara viridula (southern green stink bug), 1589 nucleotides long. Lineage: Eukaryota; Metazoa; Arthropoda; Insecta; Hemiptera; Pentatomidae. The record is from the annotation of a GenBank genome assembly.